Amyelois transitella is the source of this 3524-nucleotide messenger RNA. It is a transcript of the gene Tti1, whose product is annotated as TELO2-interacting protein 1 homolog. Bases 173 to 3448 code for a protein of 1091 amino acids. Lineage: Eukaryota; Metazoa; Arthropoda; Insecta; Lepidoptera; Pyralidae. The record is from RefSeq and is a predicted model, not a curated record. Gene Ontology annotation, biological process: chromatin remodeling. The transcript is spliced from 18 exons. Gene Ontology annotation, cellular component: cytoplasm.
CACAGUCAGAUCAGAUCCAAUCCAAGCCAGUGCACAAAUUGUAAUUAAUUCUGAAGUUAAUAUAAAUUUAAUUUAUUUUAUUUUAUAAUAAAAACAGUCUACUUUUGAUAACCUCUGUUUGAAGAUUAAAUUCAUGACAUAUUAUUAAAAAUUAUCAAAACACGAGAUAAAUAUGUUUAAAAUGAAGGCCUCUAUAAAAGGGGCAUUUGCGAAUAUAAAGCCAGUGUGCGAUGAGGUGAUGGUGUGCCCAUCACCUGAAUCCAUAGCAGCCUACACGGCAAGUGUAUCGCAGCUGAAGAAGGAGGUGGUGCAAGAACUUCAACAAUACCUACUGUUCCCUUUCAUCACUCACAUUCAUUCCACAGAAAUUGAAAAAAAGUAUGAUUUACAAUGCCUCAUAGUAGAUGCCAUGAGAGCAGUAUUGGAACGUGUCACAGUGAACAGCUUCGACAUGUGCAUGAAGAUUGAGACGGGACUCGUACAACUUGUGUUUGAUAACUCCAAGCCAGGAAUGGUUUCUGAUGCGCCUGAGGAGUUGAAACACAGCGUAAUGCAGACUCUCACAGUGCUCCUGCUGAAUCUAGACAAACCUUUCCGAGAUAAACUGUACAAGACGCAAGUGCCGAUGUUAGCGCAAAUCAUGUUUGUCUCUGUUCAUAUCGCCAAGCUUGAGAAACUGAGGGCAUUAAGGCUGUCAGCGAUCAACUGCCUGAGCGCGCACACGGGCACGCAUGCGCAGCUGUCGAGCGCGCCGUGCCCGCCGGAGGAGGGGGCGCUAGUGUCGAUGCUGGCCGCCAUCUUGCCGGGCGUGCUCGCCGCGCUGCAGGACGUCGCCACUGCUCUCAACAACCCGGGGCACGCUGUUGUUGUGGCCGCGAUUAAUGCAAUCCACCGCAUUCUCUGUACGGUGAUGCAUGAAAAGCAUCUGAAGAAGAAAACCGACAUCACAGUUGAGGACAUUGCCAAGAUGGUGCGGGAGAAAGCCACGGUGACAGAUACAGAAGUAAGCAGGGAUAAUUUAAAAGACUUGCCGAAAUGUUCGCCAGAAUGGUACGAAAUGGCGGGGAAGAAGUUGGUGAUGAUCACAACUAGCUUAGCGUCGCUCCGCACGCAUGAGCACUGGCGAGUCAGGAAGGAGUUGGCUAUCUACUGCUAUAGGCUCCUCACAGAGUGUCACACAUCCAUGUUGCCCUCAGUGCCAAUGGCGCUGGACAUCCUCAUAUCUCUGGCCAAGGACGAGUACCCAGAAGUUGCAGAAUAUUGUACCAACUCAGUGAAUGCGUACUUUAGAACUCCGAAUAAACUUACAGCGAUGGACGGCCUAUCUAAGAAUCUGAUGACAGCGUUAGCAAACUUGCCUAGAAUUAUUAAUAAUAUUGACUCAAGCAGAAAGCUGUCGGCGCUAAAUCUUCUCCAUGGUUAUAUUCAAGUGAUGGCGGAUGGUUCCCGCCCUCAACAAUUGACUACGGCAUUGAGUGUUCAAGUCAAUAUGCAGAGUUUAUGUAGUGCACUGGUAGAGGCCGCCACUGUGCAGACUGAUUUGAACCUGUUGUCACAGUAUACUGUCAAAGGAAACCCCCCUCCCCCCCACAACUCCCCCUGGCUGAACCCCCGCCACCUCGACCCCACUUGCGAGCAAGCGCUGAGAGACAUCUGUCGGUGUCUGUCGGAAGUGGAAUGCGCGGAAUUGAUACUAGACAAUAUGCUGGAUUUGUUUCACGCGCAGAGGAAGUGCGAACAUGUGGCGCUGAUGAAUUGGAUGAUUACUGGUGUCAACACACCGGUGAGCCUGUCCCGCCGCGUGCUGGACGCGUACCUGUCGCCGGAGCUGUGGUCGCUGCCGCUGCAGGUGGUGUGCGAGGAGCACACGGCUCCCGGCGGCACGUACGACAUCAGGGUGUACAAUUCCAGGUCCUGGCACAAAGACAGCGUGCCUGGUCUAUACGAAGGUGCGGUCGAGAUGCGCUACACGGGCGUCAGCUACGACACGCCGCGCUCGCAGCCCGCACGCGACCCCAACUCCUGCGCAACUCUGAAAGAAGCUCAGAACAAUGUGGCGUUGACUUGUUUGAUCACAGAGGGCGUUGGCAUCGCCGCUAGAAGACUCGGCCAGGAAUUCCAACCGUAUUUGAUGAAAACGUUGUGUCCCUUACUGGAAAGAGCUGGCAGUAAAUACGGAAUGGUCUACCUGGCGGGCCUGAAGGCCAUCAACGAUGUUGCCAUAGCCAUGUCAUACGGGAGCGUGGCGCAUCUCAUCCGACAGAACGCGGACUAUUUCACCAGCCAGAUCUCGACCAAGCUGAAGAGGGCGUGGAACAACGAGUCAGCGUUGCUGAUUCUGACUGUCGUCAUGGAGUACAGUGACUCCAAUGUACUGGACUGCCUGUACGGGAUCGUUGAAGAUGUGUUAGUUCAAAGCUGUGAUAAAUACUAUGAGAUGAAUCUCGAAUUAUAUUUGAAAGUGUUCGUGACCUUUAUGGAAUGCAUCCUUCGCUGGUUUCCUGUAGAGGAGGUAAAUGAACAUACAUGCACAAAAACAGAAAUAGAUUUAUUUGGAGGUCUCUCAGAGUAUAUACAAGGUAUCGAGGAGGCAGAAAGAUUAAUGAAUAGUGAUGAAUUUGAAAGAAGCCCCGGUCAGAGUGUAGAAGAGAUGUACAGAGAAGAUUUACAGAAGAAUGAUGAGGAGGAUAUUUUAGACUAUGACGAUACAGUCACUGUGGAGAAACCGCCGCUGCCCCAGCACGUUAGAGUAACUAUAACAGUCAUAAAACGAUGCGUCAACUUCGUCACGUCUCGGCGUCUGCUCCAGGCCCUACUGGCUAUGCGUGUGUUGUCCCUGGCGUUCCCUGUUUUGGGACCUUAUGAAGACGAGCUCCUACCGCUGGUACAUCAGUCGUGGGCCCCGCUGGUGACUGUGAUGGAAACCGGCAUUGAAUUGGCUUUGAGGCGCGCGGUCCACUUGAUGCUGGUUCUGGCGUCUCUCUCCAAGGACUUCAUACUGAGCAGAGCGGAAAAGGACGUUCUGCCUCACAUGUACUUUUACCUCAAAAAAUCAGCCGUCAACAGUCUCCUCAAAGACGUAGGCGCCGCCUACAGAAACACCCACGCUUACUAUUUACAAAUGGACAUUCUCACCGUGUUACCUAAACUAGCGAUUGAUUUGAAGCUAGACGGAAAAAGACUGGACGAAGCCAUGGAGAGUGUUUAUAUGUACUUGAGCAAUAAGCAGCCGAGUCAGUUGCAACAACUAGCUGUUGAUUUCUACCAAGCGAUGCUUGGUUACGACUACGCCGCCGCGUGGCACCACCUACGGACAUUGUGCGAAAACACAAGGGUCUUAGAACCCCCUAAAAUUCCACAUAUGGCACUAGAAAAGAUCAUCGGAACGCCCUAUGAAUCCAAUUGUGAAGAUUACAACGCAAACAUACAACUUAUCUUCAAUUUAUGAAUCAGGAAUGAAAUUAAUUUUUAUAUAAUAUCAGCAUGUAAAUAAAACAAAUUAAUGGCAGUAUUUUAUCUUUUAU